AUGCCCCAGAAGCAGAUCCCGACUCCGCGGCCCGACGGCCCACCAAGCGCGUACGCCUCACCGCCGCCCGCUGCCAGGCCGUCGGUGACGCGCUACGUCUGCGCCGCCGCACCGCCCCGUGACGUCAUGGCGCCCGCGCCGCUGCCGUCACCGGGGCCGCGUAGGUCUUUUCCUAGUAACCUGGGCGAUAGCUGUGAAUGUUCACAAGGAUCGUCUUCAGUCAUGGCCUUGGGUUUAAGGUGCUUCCGCUUGGUCCACCCUGUCUUUUGUAACUCCCUUGCAGCCUGGACCAGACCUGUUUCAGAAGGGACACUGAAGACAGCGAGUGGAAGACAAAAUGACCGUGGGCAAUCCGUGGCCCCCCCGGCUGUACCAAUCCGUCAUUUUGCUACCAAGAAAGCCAAAGCCAAAGGUAAAGGACAGUUCCAAACCAGAGUGAAUCUUAACGCUGCCUUGGUUGAGGAUAUAAUCAGCUUGGAAGAGGUGGAUGAAGAAAUGAAGUCCGUGAUGGAAGCACUCAAAGACAAUUUCAAUAAGACUGUCAAUAUAAGGACCUCACCAGGAUCCCUUGAUCAUAUCACUGUGGUAACUGCUGAUGGGAAGCUUGCUUUAAACCAGAUUGGCCAGAUCUCCAUGAAGUCUCCACAACUGAUUUUGGUGAAUAUGGCCAGCUUCCCAGAGUGUACAGCUGCAGCUAUCAAGGCUAUAAGAGAAAGUGGAAUGAAUCUGAACCCAGAAGUGGAAGGGACGCUAAUUCGGGUACCCAUUCCCAAAGUAACCAGGGAGCACAGGGAAAUGCUGGUGAAACUGGCCAAGCAGAACACCAACAAGGCCAAGGAUUCCUUGCGGAAAGUUCGUACCGAUGCAAUGAAUAAGCUGAAGAAAUCAAAGGACAAGGUCUCAGAGGACACCAUUAGGCUCAUAGAGAAACAGAUCAGCCAAAUGGCCGAUGACACCGUUGCAGAGCUGGACCGGCAUCUGGCAGUGAAGACCAAAGAACUCCUUGGAUGAGAGUCCCCCCAGGGCAGCAGUACUCCGGAUCCCGGUUUCUGGUGGAUCCCAUGGAUGGCAGAUUGCCCCCUUUCUUCUCUGCCCACACGGAAGGCUGUCACCUGCGGUUACCAGUCUUUGUGAGGCUCAGGCUUCUAGUGCGAUACCCUGACUUGGGCACUCUCUUCCUCCUGUUCCCUGUCCACCCCAUUCUGCUCUGGCCCUCUGCCUUGGGAGGCCCUCAGAGCGUAUCAGCUGUGAUGGGUGGCCUCUACUUAGGGCAUUUGCCUGAUGGUGACAUUGCCAAACGACUAGGACUAUCAGCGGGCUCAGCACCGUCUGUUUCUCAUCUCGGGAGCCUCCUUUUCAGUUAGUUGGGCCCCAUCCCCGGCUUUGAACUCUGGGCUGAUGUGGGCCUUCGCCUGUGACUGGGUCCCUUUGCUAGAGGCUUGUUUUUACCGAACAAUAAAAUCAAAAUCAAUUGGAAAGAAUAAUCACCACAAAGGAAUGGAUAGUCUGGAUUCAUGGUCUCUGAGGACCCAUAUGUAAAGCCACUGGAACA
This is a messenger RNA of Lutra lutra (Eurasian river otter), 1552 nucleotides long. It is a transcript of the gene MRRF, whose product is annotated as mitochondrial ribosome recycling factor. Lineage: Eukaryota; Metazoa; Chordata; Mammalia; Carnivora; Mustelidae. Gene Ontology annotation, cellular component: mitochondrion. The transcript is spliced from 7 exons. The record is from RefSeq and is a predicted model, not a curated record. The coding region runs from base 1 to 1011 and encodes 336 amino acids. Gene Ontology annotation, molecular function: ribosomal large subunit binding. Gene Ontology annotation, biological process: translation.